AUGAGUCCAGACGCCGAGAUACAGAUGAGUCCAGACGCCGAGAUACUGACGAGUCUAGACGCCGAGAUACAGACGGGUCCAGACGCCGGGAUACAGACGAGUCCAGACGCCGAGAUACAGACGGGUCCAGACGCAGAGAUACAGACGGGUCCAGACGUCGAGAUACAGACGAGUCCAGACGCAGAGAUACAGACGGGUCCAGACGUCGAGAUACAGAUGAGUCCAGACGCUGAGAUGAGAUGA
Molecule: messenger RNA, 243 nt
Organism: Knipowitschia caucasica
Lineage: Eukaryota; Metazoa; Chordata; Actinopteri; Gobiiformes; Gobiidae
Source: the annotation of a GenBank genome assembly